Molecule: messenger RNA, 2322 nt
Organism: Striga asiatica
Lineage: Eukaryota; Viridiplantae; Streptophyta; Magnoliopsida; Lamiales; Orobanchaceae
Source: the annotation of a GenBank genome assembly
GUUCAAAACACACAAACGUUGGCUUUUGCUUUUUCCCCUUUUUCUUUAUUCUUUCUCUCAACGAAACAAAACUAACGUCGUUGGUGUCUCUCUCCUCUCUCUCUCCCUCUCUCUAUCCUCUCGGAGCUUCGUUUGUAUUAUUCCCUCCAUGAAAAAGUUCCUCAAAAAACCCUCCCACCUACAAAAGACGAAAUUUUGAUCGAGUCCCAUUAGUCGCCAUUGUCUCUUGAAGCUUGAAGCUUGUAGAGAGAGGAAGACUGAGGGUAGUUUGAGCACAGAGGAGAGAAAAAAAAAAAGAAGAGAAAAAGAGAGAUAUAAUCGUGUGUUGAUUUUGGUACGAAAUUAAUGUUUAGAAGGAGCAAUAUUGCGGCCAGAUUAUUCGAGCGGCAGAUUUGCAGCCCUGCUCCUGGAACUAGUUUCCACUGUGCUAGACGAUUUUACGAGAACAUAGUCCCAAACCACACGAUAUUUGAUGUCGAGUGCCCAGACAUUCUUUUCCGAAAGUUCAGUGAGGAUGGGCAGUACCUUAUAACCUUCAGCCGGAAUAAUCAGGAUCUCAUUGUUUACCGACCAAAUUGGCUCUCCUUUUCAUGCAGAGAACAAGAAUGCGAAUAUAAUCAUGACCUCCCUCUUAAAGCCAAUAAAUUCGAGAGUUAUUUCAUCAAAUUGUAUUCUCUCAAUCUUGCUUCUACUGGUGAGCUCAUAUGCAAGGAUUUCUUCCUUUACGCCGACAAAUUCAAGUUUGGAUUGUUUGCAACUUCGACUGCGCAAAUUUUGGAUGCGCCAGCUGUUGGGGGUGCGAUUCCAGGAGUCCCGUCAAUCGAGAAAAUAACUUUUCACCUCGUGAGAUUGGAGGAUGGAGUUGUACUCGACCAAAGGGUUUUCCGCAAUGAUUAUAUCAGUUUGGCGCAUUCAGUGGGUGCUUACUUGUACGAUGACUUAAUCGCUAUAGUUUCUUUACGUUUUCAAAGAAUACACAUUCUCCAAAUAAGAGAAUCGGGUAACCUUGUUGAUGUGCGGUCGAUUGGAGAAUACUGCCGUGAAGAUGACGAGCUUUUCUUGAAUUCUAGUGCUCAGGCAAGUGUCAGGAAUAGGACGGAUAUUGUUGAGGAUGGUUUUCAUAAUCAGCACCAGCCUAUUUCAGAAGCUCUUUUCUUGGGUGGUUUAAAGCAGCGACUGCUUUCCUUCAUAUUUCGUGGGAUGUGGAAUGAAGAAGAGGAUCCAGCACUCAGAAUGCAAUGCCUGAAGAAAAAGUUUUAUUUCCAUUUCCAGGAUUAUGCUGAUUUGGGUAUAUGGAAGGUGCAAUUCUUAGACCGCCAUCACCUAUUGAUCAAGUUUGGCAGUAUUGAUGGUGGAAUAUUUGAAAUCGGCAUUUUAAGUAUUUAUGUGCCAUCACUUGUUUUAUGUGUUUCUUCCCCUGUGCUUCAGGUGGGGCGAAGUACGGACAAUAAUCCUGCAUUCUUUGCUGUAUACAAUAUGGAGACAACGCAAAUUAUUUCGUUUUAUCAGAGUUCAGCUGAGGAGCUUUAUGCAUUGUUUGAGCUGUUCUGUGACCAUUUCCAUACAUCUUCAAAGAGUUUGUUUUACAUGAAUUUUUUAUCGACUCAUUCGAACAACAUCCAUGCCCUCGAGCAGUUAAGAAGCAAUAAAAACAAAACUACCAGCUUCAUGCAGUUUGUGAAGAAGAUGUUAUCUGUUUUGCCUAUGAAUUGUCAGUCUCAGAGUCCAUCACCGUAUUUCGAUCACUCCCUCUUUCGAUAUGAUGAAAAGUUGAUUUCGGCAACCGAUCGACACAGGCAGUCGACUGAUCACCCCAUCAAAUUCAUUUUGAGGAGGCAUCCAAAUACUCUAAAAUUCAAGAUCCAUCCAGGACCUGAAUCCGGUGGUGUUGACACCCGAGCGAAAAAGAUAUCUUCAUUUCUUUUCCACCCGAUUUUGCCGCUAGCGAUUUCUGUACAACAGACCGUGUAUUUGCAUCCGGCAGUUUGCAGGGCAAUCGCAGUCAGGAAUAGUACGGAUAUUGUUGAGGAUGGUUUUCAUAAUCAGCACCAGCCUAUUUCAGAAGCUCUUUUCUUGGGUGGUUUAAAGCAGCGAUUGCUUUCCUUCAUAUUUCGUGGGACGUGGAAUGAAGAGGAGGAUCUAGCACUCAGUUCGGCUGAGGAGCUUUAUGCAUUAUUUGAGCUGUUCUGUGACCAUUUCCAUACAUCUUCAAAGAGUUUGUUUUACAUGAAUUUUUUAUCUACUCAUUCGAACAACAUCCAUGCCCUCGAGCAGUUAAGAAGCAAUAAAAACAAAACUACUAAAGGAAAAUGCAUGAAGGAC